Paramecium tetraurelia is the source of this 441-nucleotide messenger RNA. RefSeq lists its product as uncharacterized. The record is from RefSeq and is a predicted model, not a curated record. Lineage: Eukaryota; Ciliophora; Oligohymenophorea; Peniculida; Parameciidae. The transcript has a single exon.
AUGGAAAUAGAGUCCCAUAGACACCAAAAAUAAUCCACUUUCCAAUGCUCUAAAGAUAGAUUAAAAUAAAUUAAUAAAGUCUCUCAGUAAGAGGCCUCAAACACACUUUAUAAAAAAAGUUGCUUGUUUGCUUUUAAAGACCAGAAAAUUAAAUUUAGAUUUCCUUUAGCUGAUGAACACAAUUUAGAUAAUAAUUCAACAUAGUAAGAAAUAAUCGAAUAAUCUUCUUAAAUCAAAGUAACUGGAAAGCAUAAUUUAAAGACUUAGGAUUUUGCAACCAAGUCUAUCGAGAUUGAGGAAGAAAAUAAGGAGAACAUAAAUGAAAUUCUAAUUGAGCCACCUUCAUAUCAAGUAAGUAAAAUUACAAUACCUACUUAAACUGGUUUUUUCAAGUAAUUUACUCAGCAAAUCUAUGGUAAACUGUAUGAACAACAAUUUUGA